Molecule: messenger RNA, 1755 nt
Organism: Camellia sinensis
Lineage: Eukaryota; Viridiplantae; Streptophyta; Magnoliopsida; Ericales; Theaceae
Gene: CDL1
Product: Protein kinase superfamily protein
Biological process (GO): protein phosphorylation
Molecular function (GO): protein kinase activity; ATP binding
Source: RefSeq, a predicted model, not a curated record
UUAAACCAAUAAUCUCUCUCUCUCUCUCUCUCUCUCUCUCUCUCUCUCUCUUCUCUUUUCUGUAUAUCUGUCUCUCUGGUGUUGGGUCUACUUUUUUCUUGAGCUUUUGGUACACCAUCUCUCUGUUUCUCUGCUUUUUCUACAGAGAGGACAUAUGGGUUGGUUUCCUUGCUCUGGACAAUCGAACCACACAGCUAAGAAGAAGAGAAAGAAGAAACAGGUUCUUGAUCCGAUCCAACCCACUUCAGAGAAAUUGAAGAAAAAUCCCUCUUUGAAGAUAAAGGAGUCCUCAAAAGAUGGGGGUUCCAAUCAUAUUGCUGCUCAGACUUUUACAUUUCGUGAAUUGGCUGCUGCAACCAGAAAUUUCCGGGGUGAUUGUCUUCUUGGAGAGGGAGGUUUUGGCAGAGUAUACAAGGGGCGACUGGAAAGUUCUAAUCAGAUUGUGGCCAUCAAGCAACUUGAUCGCAAUGGAUUGCAAGGGAACAGGGAAUUUCUUGUUGAAGUGCUGAUGUUAAGUUUGCUUCACCAUUCUAACCUUGUUAACCUGAUUGGUUAUUGUGCCGAUGGAGAUCAGAGACUUUUGGUUUAUGAAUACAUGCCACUAGGAUCUUUAGAGGACCAUCUUCAUGACCUUCCACCUGGCAAGCAACAACUUGAUUGGAAUACAAGAAUGAAAAUAGCUGCCGGGGCAGCAAAAGGAUUGGAGUAUUUACAUGACAAAGCCAGUCCACCUGUCAUAUACCGUGAUUUAAAAUGCUCCAACAUUUUGCUCGAUGAGGAUUAUCAUGCCAAGCUAUCUGAUUUUGGGUUGGCCAAACUUGGCCCUGUUGGGGAUAAUACCCACGUAUCAACAAGGGUUAUGGGUACUUACGGGUACUGUGCCCCAGAGUAUGCAAUGACUGGUCAGUUGACUCUGAAAUCGGAUGUUUAUAGCUUCGGUGUCGUUCUUCUGGAGAUCAUUACAGGCCGUAAAGCAAUUGAAAAUUCAAAAACUGCUGGAGAGCACAAUCUGGUAGCAUGGGCCAGACCUUUAUUCAAAGACAGGAGGAAAUUCUCACAGAUGGCCGAUCCAACGCUCCAAGGUCAGUAUCCUGCGAGGGGCUUGUAUCAAGCUCUUUCUGUUGCAGCAAUGUGUGUUCAGGAGCAGCCUACAAUGCGCCCAGUCAUAGCCGACGUAGUAACAGCUUUGAGUUACCUCGCUUCCCAGAAAUAUGACCCUGAAACCCAGCCAGUCCAAAGCUCCCGCUGGGCUCCUACUACACCUCCUCGGACAAAGAGAGUGACAGAUAAACGACUCAACGGUAGUAGUAGUGGAUCCGAGAGAGAUCGAACCAGAAGGUUGAACUGAGGUUGUUUUCUUGGUGUCAAGUUCUACAGUAUUUCCUUCUGAAUCUGAGAAAACUACUUUGAAAUGUACCAGUUGUGGCUUCAUUUUGGCUGCAUUUAUUUGGUUCCAGCUCAUAAAAUCACAUUACAGGUGCAGAUUGGAGCUCGUUCGUGUGUGUGACUUGCCUUCAAACAUCUGGGUUUUCCCGCAUUUUUAAGAACCAAACAUGUAAGGUUUUCGCACUGUUUAUCUUCCUCAUGUUCUAGUCAAGAUUCUUCUUUUUCUUGUGCCUGUCUCACCUGUAUAGUUAUAUUUUGCAUUCAGUUAUGUAAUUUUUGUAAAAUUGAACAAUUCGAACCAUGACAAUAUUGCAUCACUGAUUUGAAAUACAUAUGGAAAUAUCACAAUGGCAUGGGUUUUUUUUUUUU